Messenger RNA from Ascochyta rabiei, 951 nucleotides. RefSeq lists its product as uncharacterized. NCBI's taxonomy places the organism in Eukaryota, Fungi, Ascomycota, Dothideomycetes, Pleosporales, Didymellaceae. Bases 1 to 951 code for a protein of 316 amino acids. The record is from RefSeq and is a predicted model, not a curated record. The transcript has a single exon.
AUGCAGCUCAUCACUGUCCUUUCUGUCGCCACCUCCAUGGUCGCAACCGCCUCCGCCAGGAGCGCAGUCACCCUCAACCAGGAGUGCGACACCAGCAAGCCCAUGGCCCGUGUCCACAACCGAUGCGCUUACGAUGUAAACCUUUGGUCCGUCUACAAGGGCGACGGCUGCCCUUCUGACGAAAUGGUCACCCUCAAGUCCGGCGAGACCUACCAGGAGAACUACGCCGACCCCAAGGGCGGAGACGUCGGUAUCUCCAUCAAGCUCUCCAAGACCCAGGAGUGCAAGGGCAACGACAUCACCCAGCUGGAGUACUUCAUCCAGAAGACUUCCCCUGGCUUCAACUACAACUACCUCGAUGUUUCCUACGUUGACUGCCCUUCCAACACCGCCGACUGCCCUACCAGGCAGGAGGGUUACUACCUCGUUGUUGGUGCCCAGACUGGCGCUGUCAAGGCCUCUUCCGCCAACACUUGGUGCCCAGUCAUGACCUGCAACGACCCAGCCUCGUGCAACAAGAUCUCCUACGUCCUCCCUGACGAUGUCCAGACCAAGACUUGCGAGCCCGACCAGAACAUGGACUUUUACAUGUGCGGUGGAGAGGCUCCCGGAGAGGAGAGCGAAAGCGCCAGCAGCGCUGCCCCCCAGUCCUCUGCUGCCCCCCAGUCCUCUGCUGCCCCCGCCACCAGCCAGAAGGCCUCGUCCCAGCCGUCGUCCCAGCCGUCGUCCCAGUCGUCGUCCCAGCCGCAGCCCACUUCCAGCGCCGCUGCCACCUCGACCGAGUUCGAGGUUGCCGCUGCCGCCAUUACCCCUACCCCCGCGCUCGAGGAGCCUCAGGUCAACAAUCAAAAGACCAAGACCGAGGUCAUUUACGUUACCGCUUACGCGACCGUCAACGCUAAGAGGCACGCUCACGACCAUGCUCGCCGUCACCAACCCUUCCACGCAUAA